AUGCGCCUCAUUAAGAGGACUUGGCUCUACGCGACCACCGCCUCAGCCUCCCUGUCCCAAAUCGCCUCCCUACGCUGCAGCUCCAGCGCCAUCCUCCCCACGCCCACAUACGACCUCACAGGCGCGCUCUUCACAGUCUGCACCGAAGAAGUUAUCAACUCACCCAUCAACAAGAUCUACGACGCGCUCCUCGACUUCCGUCGGUACAGCACCUGGAACACCUUUGUCAUCGACGUCGGUCUGCCGCCCGAGGUGACCGGUCCGGGGGACGUGUACCCCGGGUUAUCGAUGAACUUCACCACAGCUGGUAUUAUUCCCGGUGUCAAUACGUCCUCGACGGAGGUCAUCACUUUACUUGCGCCGGAUGUGCGCGGCUGUGACGACGGCGCUACAAGAGCCCUCAACGUGUGGCGAAACGACGAUGGACUUGGUGGCACGUUUCUGCCGGCGGAGCAUCCGAACCUGUUGACGGAUUUGGGGAAUGGGUCGGUCAGGAUGGUGUCGUAUGAGACUUAUUACCUACCCGGGGCGACGACGCUGUUACCGCUGAAGGGUACUCUACAAGAAAGGUUUGAGACGCAGGGGAAAGACUUUAAGAGGUUUGUGGAGGGGAGCCUUCAUUAG
This is a messenger RNA of Colletotrichum acutatum, 624 nucleotides long. RefSeq lists its product as uncharacterized. The transcript has a single exon. Bases 1 to 624 code for a protein of 207 amino acids. The record is from RefSeq and is a predicted model, not a curated record. NCBI's taxonomy places the organism in Eukaryota, Fungi, Ascomycota, Sordariomycetes, Glomerellales, Glomerellaceae.